This is a messenger RNA of Gossypium raimondii (Peruvian cotton), 835 nucleotides long. RefSeq lists its product as uncharacterized. The transcript has a single exon. The coding region runs from base 37 to 624 and encodes 195 amino acids. The record is from RefSeq and is a predicted model, not a curated record. Lineage: Eukaryota; Viridiplantae; Streptophyta; Magnoliopsida; Malvales; Malvaceae.
CAACCAAAUAUCUUAGGCUUACUAACAAAGUUUAAUAUGGCGAAGAGGAAGGGUGAUGUAGCUCAAAGAGCAUGGAGUCUACUGCGUUUAGCAUUAUUAUGGGCGAGAAAAGGUGGGGUGUUCAGGAGACGGCUGAUGAUGGAGCUACGAUUGGUGCCUAAGUUCCUCAAGGGUCUUGCUCAUCAUCAAACUCAUCGUCAUCACCAACUGAUGAGCCAUUAUAAGGAACGCCAGCUUUCAUUCGACGAGACGCCCAUUUUUCACGUCAAGAUGCACCGUCCAGCCUCCAUGCGAUUCCUUCUUCCUUGCAUUAGCACUGAGGAAGUCGAUUUUGACUAUGAUUUCGGUCCCGAUGAUUACGAUGGGGUUUACGGGUAUGAUGAUGGUGGGAGAAAGAGUGACUCAACGGCAUCUGAUACUGACGAAGAGGAUGGAGAAGUGGAAGAGUGUGGAUAUGAAGGAUGUGAUGAGAAAGAGAACAGUCCAUAUUAUGCAGUGGAGGAAGAAGGGAUUGAUUCAAAGGCGGAGAAGUUCAUAGCUAGCUUCUAUGAGCAAAUGAGGUUACAAAGACAGGUUUCAUAUUUGGAAUAUGGUGAAAAGCUUAGCACAGGCUCAAAAAGCUAGAAUCUCCGCAAAUAUGUCAACUUCAUCAUAUUGCAUAUCCUACAAUAUCUAUACUUUUUUCUUCUUUUUAAUUUUUUUAUUAUUUGAGUUACAGAGCGUUUUGUAAGAGAUGAUCAGACACACACUACAGCUUUUUUUCUUUUUUAACGAGGAUUCGUGUGUUUAUAGUUUCAUCAAUAAGAUUUAAAGAUUUACAUUUUGAGUGCAAUAA